UCGCCGCGGUAGAGUUCAAACGUGCAAACAGUUAUUAGUGCUGGUGUCGUGUUUCGGGAAACAAAUAACAGUUAAACUAUUUAUUCACUUGAAAGUGUUAAAUAAGUGAGUGAAUCUAUCAGUGUUUUGUUUCAAAUACUCAUAUAAAGAAAGAAACGUCCAAAGAGCAGAUUGAAAUUGGACCAGCUGUCAAGUCUGAGGCAAAAUAUAUUGAUCUCUUUGUACCAAAGAGAACACAAUGAAGCGACUUCAGAGAUGUUGCUGCUGUGCUUCAACUCGAACUGGGACGAUAAUAACCGCCACUUUGGGAAUCAUCCUGUCUAUAAUCACCAUCAUCACAAUAUGGGUGGCGAACAAACACAACGUCUCCUACAGGACGUUCAUAUUCGCGGAGGACUUCGACAGGAAACUAGCUGAUAUGGACAUUCCAAGGAUCAUAUUGACUGUGAACUUGUGUUUCACAAUACUGAUAUGUGGCCUUCUUAUUGUGGCUGUUCUGAAGAAGCGGUCAUGGCUGAUGCUGCCGUGGGUGGUGCUGGGCAUCGUACUGGCGAUAGGGCUCCUCAUCAGUGUGCUGCAUACUUCGAUAACUUACUACUUGGAUGAGCAGGAUCACGCCAUCAUCGCCACUUGUAUCCUUAUCGGUGGACUUAUUUAUUUGGGUGUGUAUCUCUACCUAUGGGCGGUCGUGUUCAGCCACUAUUUGGACGUCCGCGAUGAGGAAGAAAGAGGGAGGUACCGCAAGGCCCCGUACAAACGAUGAGCUGGAUGUCCAAUAACUCAUUUAUAUAAAAAGUCUGUGCCCAGUCAAUACAAUUUAAUUUAUAAAAAUAACAAUUUAAUGUAUUGUAAAGAGAUCUGACUUGUUUUGUGUACCCAAAGAUAUAUAAAUAUAUCUUCAUAUAAACGUUGGCCUGAGAUAGAUAUUUCGAUUAAUAUAUUUUGUAAUUAAGUAUAAGUUUUAAAAAUAAGAAAGAAGUUUAAAAAGCUUGUCAAACCUUAUUGAUGUAUAUGUAUUAUUACAGAUUAACGGUUACCCUAAAUUAUCGAUUAAUAGAUCCACACAAAUCUGCAUUUAAAUCUAUUCAACUGAUCUUAGAUUAAGGAUUGGUCUCCGCUGCGCUCCAACUAGAUACCGCAGGCGUAGUCGCAAAGUGCGGCAACUAAUACUACGCCCAAGUUGGUGUACUCAAGCCGGUCCCAAACAAUGUGAGACGUUGACGUGCCACAUGUUCUGUUAAACUUUGAUAAUACUUGAACUAAAAUGCCGGUUUGCGUAAUAAAACUUCUUAAAAAUAUUACUAAAAGAAAUAAGAAAAACUCUGGGAUCUCAUAUCAUCAGUAAGUAUUUUGUAUUUUAUUAAUUUCAAUGAAAAAAAAACGCUGCGUAAGUUAAAAAAUUUGAAAGAUGCCAUUGAGUGUCAAGAUGCCACGCACACAAGCACCUAAUAGCUGCCGUAAUAAAAAAACUAUAAUUGUUCUUAGGCAGUGCGGUAUCUAGUGAGAGCGCAGCGGAGACCAAUGCUUAAUCUAAGCAAUUGACAUUAUUUAUCACUGGUGAGUCGUGUCAAGAAGUUAAAAUAGGGUCAAAUACGUUUAUUGUUGAAGAAAAAAGAAAUAAGAACCGAGCUGUUAACAUUUUUGGAGACAGUUUAUAAAAACCUGCCGAUCUAACAUUAGAAUUUAUUAAGAGUUAUAUUUUCCAUACAAACGUUCAAUAAUGAUGAUUUAACCUUCUUAAAAAAAUGUUUACUAAUAGGUAUAUUGUGCAUUGUUUCUAGGUUUCUAUCGAAACAGAAGAUACAAACUUUAUGAAACAAAUUCAGUAUAAAUCUCCAAAUAUCUGAUAUUUUGCCCAAAUUUUAACUGAACUUUAGCCGUUCAUAAUGUACCUAACUGCUCAUCAAUUGUAAAAGUAAAGAAAACAUUGCCAUAGAAACCUCGCGCAUAAUCGAGACUUUAUAAAUGAAAAACAUUUAUUACACAAAUUUGUAAGGAUUACUGUAAAACACGUAUUUCCUGAAAGAAGUUUUUUGGAACUUCCGCACACAAUUUUUCGUUCAAUGUCGUUUUCAUUUGCUUGUCGUCAACAGACGGUAAGUACCUAUGCGUAGGAUGAAUAACAUGCUUUUCGAUCAUGUUCACUUUGACUAUACCCAGGACCCUCUUAUUUUAAACAACCUGUUGUACAAUGUAUGUAUUUUAAGCCCACCAUAUCUACCGUCAAAUUAAAUUUUAACGAUCAAUGUCACCAAUAUGAAUGAACUUACCUAAUUUGAUUCUAGUCCUUCCAAAUUCAAAGAAACUUAUGUCAAAUUCUGUAAUACGAUGAUUAUCACGUUUUUAUCAUAUUUUUUAACAGACUAGCGAAGCUUUCUAAGAAAUAAGCAAUUCAAUCUAUUGUAUGAAACGUGCAGUCAUUGACAGAUUGACAGAUGACGGCUAUAAUCUUGUAAAAAACUGAGAUAGCCGAAAUCUACUACGUUGUAAGCAAUGGUUCGCAUUCAGAAGCCGGAUUCCGCCUAGCGCAACUCUCUAGGAAAAAUGCGACUCACUCGAUUGUGUGAAACGUGCAAUGAUUGACAGCUCAUGACGGCUAUAAUCUUCUAAAAAACGGAGAUAGAAGUAAUCCACUACGUUUUAUGCAACUGUUCGCCUUAAAACUUAGACGGAUUAUACUUCGCCGCCAAUCAAGAUACUGUAAGUACUAUUAUUUCAAACUUAUGUCAAAUGACUGCACGUUUCAUACUAAACUAAAUUUCAAUUUUUACUCAGGCAGUCCCGCCCCUUAUUACGUAGUAUUUACAUCCUCUUUGUUUCAUAAAAGAAAGCCAACGAAAAUUGAUUCUGCUAUUUUAUAAAAUAUAAUUAAGGUUUUAACGGAGUCUAAAAAACAAUUAUUUUUAUGUAACGAACUAUUUUGUAAAGUACCUAUUUAAUGUAGUCAUUAAUUAUAAAGUAAACAAAAAAUAAAUAUUUUUACUAAA
Molecule: messenger RNA, 2987 nt
Organism: Leptidea sinapis
Lineage: Eukaryota; Metazoa; Arthropoda; Insecta; Lepidoptera; Pieridae
Exons: 5
Coding region: 239-763 (174 amino acids)
Source: RefSeq, a predicted model, not a curated record